GAAGACCAAACCAAACCCCGCACAAAACCCCCGAAAACCCCAUCGCCCACACUCUUGGUGGCUCUGUCUUAACGCCACCUUAAUCCGCCGCCAUGUCACUCUCCACAGCCGUCCAAAACUCACUUUUCAAACCCAAGAACGGCGGCGUCACCACAUCCACCACCACGACUGUCAUCAAACAUCGCUUCAUCUCAUUUCUCAUAUGGCAAUCAAUCCUCUCCACAGUCUCUCUGCUCCUCGUCAAAACCCUCCUUCUUUACCCCUUCCGCUCCAAAAAUUCCCCCUCAAUCCUUCACUCCCUGUUCUCUUUCCUCGCCUUCCACGUGUCCCUCCUUCUCUUCUCUACCAGUCUUUUUAUCAUCUCCUCUCCUCACCGGCAGAAACCCGGUUCCCCUCUCGACCUCCUCCUCACUUCGGUUCGGCUGAUUUUUGUCCACACUGAUAAUCCCAGUUUGUCGCCUGAGGCUCGGCAAGCCGUGAAGUUUUCUUUGAGCUUUGCUCUUUUUCUGGUGGUUUCGGCUCUAUCAGGGUUUGUUGCAUUGAUUUCGAUAUGUUGGAGUAGCGGCGCGUUUCAUCAGACGAUGCCAUGGCGUGUGGUGGUUGCGAUGCUAGGGUUUAGGGGUUUUCUUAUCGGAUUGCCUUAUGGAGUUUAUUAUUUGUAUAAGCAGAGAUGGGUUUUGCAGUUUCCUAUUGUUCAGCGCCCUUUGUUCUUCAGUUUUAAGAUGGGUCUUCCUUCUGCUUUUGGGCAAGCUUUGAAACUUUCAACUGCCGCCUACUUCUUUUCAUCAGUGGUGUUAUUCUUCCUUCCUGAUGAGUAUGGAAGCAAUUUUGCUAUUGGAAAAUAUAUUGCUCAACAGAUUAUCUUCUAUAUUGGAACUUUUUUGGUGUUUCUCUGUUGGGAAUUAAGUCACCAUUUGCAUCAGAUACUACAUACUAAGAGGUUCAUAUUUGCACCCCCAAAAGGAUCAGCUGCAGCUGAAACAAAUCCAAGUGAGUAUCUUUUAGCUGCACUGGAGGAGAGUACUCCAAAAUCUCUUUUGCAGUAUCUGGCUUAUCUUGAUCUCUGUAUGGUCUGUGAGAGAAAUGUUGAUACCUGGCGCCGAGCUGCAUUCUUUGAAGAAACUGGAGAGACUUACAGAAGAGUUAUCUCUGUAUGCUUGAGGCCUCUGGAGCAACUCGCUCUGAAUUUGGGUGCAGGUCUAGAGAGCUCACUAGGUGAGAAAUCUGCCUAUCUAUCUGAUCAAUUGCGCUCACCGACUGACAGACUUGGAGAUUCAAGACUACAUGAAUCAUUUAAUGAUUUCCAGCUAUGCGCAUGGUGUGCUCGGAUAGUAGCUUCAUUGACUGCAAGUUCACGCAAGGAGGACCGAUUUGGUGUUGCUCAGCUGUCUGGGAACAACACUGCUGUUAUAUCAACAUUGCUGUCUGCAUUAUUGGUUGUUGAAACUUUCAUGGGGAAGAAGACCAAUAUACAAUCUUCUCAUCAUUUGAUGGGUGCUGCUGGAAUUAAAUGGGCCCAAAUGGGCACAGCAAGCCGAGAUUCUGCUGUGGGUCUUAGCGAGAAAAGAAGAGGUAGCCCUAUCUAUAUGAAGGCAUAUGCAAUGGCUGAUAUACUGAGAACUUCCAUUUACUGCAUUGUGUCCGCUUUCCAUGACGAGAUGCUGGAUAGUGCUAAAGCAGGACAUCUUGAGAAAGACUGGAUAAGCAGCAGUAAGGUUCUUUAUGGAACGCGAGAGCUGCUUUCCCAGAAAUUACGUCUUUUUCUGGAUUUUCGAGCAUGCUAGUGAGACUUUUGACCUGUGUCUUGCCAUUUUGUGAUGCCCCAUUAGGCCAAUUUUGAAGUGGGUCUUUUCUGCUUGAGAUGGCGCAACUGUAACAAGGGAUAUUAGAUGAUUACAUGUUUAUCUGGCAAAUCAAGGGUAUUAACUAUAAAUGGUUAUGCAUUUUUGUCUGCUGCUGUAGAGAAGUUGCACAUGGUUUGUAACACUAAGCUGAAUACGAAAUUGUACAACACGAAGAGGGAAGAAGUUAGCAUGCUCGGGCUUUUCUCCUCGUUUUUGUAAA
Messenger RNA from Coffea eugenioides, 2064 nucleotides. RefSeq lists its product as uncharacterized. NCBI's taxonomy places the organism in Eukaryota, Viridiplantae, Streptophyta, Magnoliopsida, Gentianales, Rubiaceae. The coding region runs from base 93 to 1784 and encodes 563 amino acids. The record is from RefSeq and is a predicted model, not a curated record. Gene Ontology annotation, cellular component: nuclear pore transmembrane ring. Gene Ontology annotation, molecular function: protein-macromolecule adaptor activity. The transcript is spliced from 4 exons. Gene Ontology annotation, biological process: nuclear pore organization.